AUGUCGGUCAACGGAGAAAAAUAUAUGCUCUAUCACUAUGAACCAUCAACAGCCGCAUCUUGCGUUUUUGUAGUCCUAUUUGGUAUCUCCGCCAUCCUCCACAUCUACCAAUUAGUCUCCAAGCGAACAUGGUAUUUCAUUCCCUUCGUCAUCGGAGGUUUAUUUGAAGCCAUAGGUUACGUCGGGCGUCUCCUAUCUUCUCGCGAGAAUUACGGUGAUUGGACACUCGGACCCUACAUCAUGCAAACGCUUCUCAUUCUCAUCGCCCCCGCCUUUUUCGCAGCAUCCAUCUACAUGGUCCUCGGACGUAUCAUCGUGCUCACCGACGGCGAACAAUAUUCCAUCAUCCGCGCGCGCUGGCUCACCAAAAUAUUUGUCGCCGGCGAUGUUCUUUCUUUCCUGAUGCAAUCCAGUGGUGGUGGAAUGCUCGCUCAAGCCAAAACCGCUUCGAAUAUCAAGUUGGGCGAAAACAUCAUCACGGGUGGUCUCGUCGUCCAAGUUGUUUUCUUCGCUUUCUUCAUCUUCACGACCGGCAUCUUUCACUCAAGAAUCGUCAAAGCACAAGGCGGACUUCAAGCUUCUGCUGUACCAUGGCAACAAUAUCUAUAUAUUCUUUACAUUGCCAGUACUUUUAUCAUGAUUCGAUCGAUAUUCCGUAUUGCGGAGUAUGUCCAAGGAUCUGACGGUGCUCUUUUGUCGACCGAAACGUACAUCUACGUCUUUGAUGCUACGCUUAUGUUCUUGGUUAUGGUAAUUUUCAAUCUGAGACAUCCAAGUGCCAUCAUUCAAGGAAAGGGACAACAAUACUCGACUCCAGUUUCGACAGGAAGCAGAGAUGGAUAUCCGAUGGAGGAUAGAGUUCCAUCUGCGACCAAGUACCAAGGCCAUGGCUAUGCGAGAGAAUCCGUCUAG
Molecule: messenger RNA, 912 nt
Organism: Botrytis deweyae
Lineage: Eukaryota; Fungi; Ascomycota; Leotiomycetes; Helotiales; Sclerotiniaceae
Exons: 2
Coding region: 1-912 (303 amino acids)
Cellular component (GO): membrane
Source: RefSeq, a predicted model, not a curated record